Messenger RNA from Ananas comosus (pineapple), 2958 nucleotides. RefSeq names its product lon protease 2-like. Bases 1826 to 2764 code for a protein of 312 amino acids. Lineage: Eukaryota; Viridiplantae; Streptophyta; Magnoliopsida; Poales; Bromeliaceae. The record is from RefSeq and is a predicted model, not a curated record. The transcript is spliced from 2 exons.
CACUCCGCACCCUACUAUCACUAGUGCCGACUGCCGAGGUCCAAAUUACGAUCACCACAAGUACGCUUUCAUCUGUUCUGUCCCCGUGGGGUUGAGGUCUCUCGUUUCCGUAAUCACCGUCACGAUAAGCUUCUAUAGGAAAGAACUAGCUACAAGGAAAAUAUUCAUUACCGCGCGCCAAUUCCUGUUGUUGUGGGUAAUUGUUCAGUAUUGGGUAGAAAUAUGAAUCUUGCUUUUCAAAUACGAUAUCAGAGCUUUAAUUCGCCCCCACUACCCUAAGUCAGCUCAGUAGAUGCAUGCGAGUCGCGUCUAGUCCGUGAAGUUGUUCGUCCCACAUGCUAGCAGCUCCUGGUGUUUGGGUCGGGUCCGUUCCAUGUAUGAGUCGCAGGCGGAUUUCGUGUGAUACAGUCGGAUGGCUGCCAUGUAGUAGCAGUGCCUAGCACAAGGGAUUUAGCACGGAUGCUAAGAAUUACAAGUCCCGUAUUUGCUACAACUAUGAAUCCUGACUGAUGCAAGGAUGUUCCAACUCACCAGGCUUAAGCAUUGGGUUGGUUCCUAGUAUUUCUACCGAUGGCUGACUAUUUACAUUCUUCAUUAUAUUCGUAUAUUAUAUGAAGCCGAUUCCUUUUGUUGGUAUUAACUCUUUUACAUCCUUAACUCAGUUAAACAUAUAUUCCUCCCUUACACUGUUAUUCUACUAUGAGAAGGUGCAUCUACCAAGUGGUGUGCGUAAGGUAGUUGUUUUAUUAAAGAGUUGUCCGUCCAAGGUCAUAAUAUAAGUUAUCUAAUCCCUUUACCUUCUUUUUUUUUUUUUGUUCUCCUUUAUAAAUCUCCCUCAUCAUGAAUCAGCAUAGUAUUGUAUUUUUGACCAAUUCAUAGAUCUACUGUUACUUCGAUUUCUUAUAUUUUGCUUUAAAGUUUCGUAUACAUUGCCUUCAAUUGAAUGCCUUGUUCUGCAAUCCAUCUCAUUUUUUUUGCUGAAAUUUUAUUUCUUUUGAACUUUUGAUAGAUUUUACUGUUUUCAUGGCUUUUCUGUUCAAUAAUUGGUCUUCUCAUCGACAAUUUCUUAACUUUCAGUGCUUUAAUUUUCGCUUGUUCUUUGCACGAUGAUUAUUAGAUAUAUUGCUACUUGUCCUUGUGAGGGAUUUGUUAUCUUAAGCUUUACUAUUCAAAGUUUUUUUUCCCUCUUUGAAUACUUUUGUGUGUGUGUGUGUGUGUGUGUGUGUGUGUGUGUGUGUGUGUGUGUGUGUGUGUGUGUGUGGAGGCAUUAGUCUUUGAAUAUUUGAUAUUACCUUUCUAGAAUAUGAUCAUUGAUUAUUCCUGUCUUUCUGAGCAGAGACAUGAACGCAGUAGGACCUUGAGAAUUUGCCUGCUCAUUGAUUAUUCACGUCCUUCUGACUGGAGACUUGGUAGGAUAUUGAGAACUUUCCUUCCUACAAUCAAAAAGAACUUGACGUCAUAUAGCAGGCUGGGAACAAGAAAAACUGAAAUUAUUAGUGUCAUGAUAGCAAAUAAAAAGAAGGAACAAGACUAAAUUGCCUUCACCGACCGUCCCUAGCGCAAGUAGCAAAAGGUCAAAUUGUUUCAUAGUGUUGCUUUUGGUUCUCAACCAUGUUGCUUAUCAAAUCAAGAAAAGAGAUUGCAGUCUAAACCAAUCCAUUUCAUCAUUAGUGAUAAGCCCCUUCUACUGCUAAAUCCUUUAGUACACCCAGUAGACAUCUGUUUCAUUCAUUCGAGGAGAGGCGAGCUCAUUGACUCAUCCAGAUUUUUCUGUCAUAAGAUUCCAGUAAUUUCUUUUUGUUGUCUUCAGAAGUAAAAAUAUAUUAUGGCUCUUCAAGGUCUGCAAUCGUCAUGUCAAUUAGGUCUAAUGAACAGCAGAUAUGCUGCUUUUGCUUACUCUGCUUCCAGUUGCGAAGUUUCUUUAAGCUUCAAACCAGAGACCGGACUCAAGAACAAAAAGCCUGCCUGCCUUCAUAGAGCAGUUUUAUGCCGGAACAUAGGGCUUCUAGCUCCGAUGCUAUCUCAUGCCAUCAUGAAUCCAAAUAAAAGGUUAAUAAAAUGCUCAUCUACCGCCAAUAAUCGUCAAACUGGAGCGGUAGAAUCCAGCAAGUUAAUUGAACUCCCUCUGAUUCCACUUCCUUUGGUCUUUUUCCCGGGCAUGACCCUUCCUCUGCAGAUCUUUGAGUUCAGAUACCGUAUCCUAAUGCAAACUCUUCUCCAGACAGAUCUCAGAUUUGGGAUCAUCUAUUCGGACAAAAGUAGAGGGAUCGCAAAUGUUGGAUGUGUGGGGGAGGUCGUCAAAUAUGAAAGGCUUGUAGAUGACCGUUUUUUCCUGAUAUGCAAAGGCCAGGAGCGUUUUCGAGUGAUUAAUGUUGUCAGGAAGGCCCCAUAUCUGGUUGCAGAGGUGCAGUGGAUGAAGGAUCGCCAAUCCGUGACCAUCAUUGAGCAGCACAACUUGGAAUCUCUCGUCCUUGACGUGGAAAGCUAUAUGGCGGAUGUGAUCAGGCUGUCUAACAAGUUGAAUGGAAAGGCUGGAAAAGAAACUAAGGAUCUGCUCGGGAGCCGUUUCCCAACACCAUUCUCUUUUUUUGUGGCAAGCACAUUUGAGGGUUCUCCGAGGGAGCAGCAAGCGCUGCUUGAAUUGGAGGACACCACCUUGCGGCUGAAAAGAGAGAGAGAAACCUUGCAGAACACGCUCAACUACUUGGCAGCUGCAUCUGCUAUUACAGAUGCAUUUCAAUACUCCUCAUUUAAUGAGAAUUAGCUUUUGUGAAUGAGAAGUUAAAGAAGAAGAUCAUGGACAGUUCCACUUGUAAAUAACUCUAAUCUCUUCCCUCAUCUUGUAGAUACCUUUGAAUUACUUUGCAAUAAUGAGAAUUAUUACCCCAACAUUAUUUAUUGUAGUACUUAUACUGCUGUAAAUUCGGACUUUAUGUUACUUUCUGCCCUUUUGCUUCU